GAGUCUGGUCGGUUCGUUCAUCCGAGUCUGGUGAAUGAGUCUGGUCGAUGUCACGAUCAGUAUAUAAGUCUAAUGGAAGAGUAUGGUCGGUUCAUUCGAGUUUGGUGGAUGAGUCUAGUCGAUUUCACGAUCAAUAAAUUUAAAAGAUAAUGACAUGAAUAUUAAUAUAUGAAAAUAUGUUAAAUUAUAAAGUUUCAGAUCCAUCUAUGCUACGGGCAUAUUGAGAUUAAAUAAACAUAAUGUAUGACAAAAACAAAAAAAUUAAUGUAACGGGUCCAAAGAAGGAAAGAAUAGAGUCUGACCUGUAUAUUGCGGCUAAAUAAAAUGCGCGCAUCCGUAGAGCAUCAAAUCCCUGAAUCUCUGAAUCUCAAUCCAACGGACGGCGACGGUGGGAACCGGCGACAGAAGACCGAAGACCGAACAGCGAACCAGAGGGGAGGGUCGUCGCUAUCGCCAUGGUAGAGGACGACGAUGAGGAGAAUUUCGGCCAUUUCAAUUUCGUUAUGAAUCCCAAUCACACCAGCAACCGGACUUCCUCCACAACCCUCGAUGAAGACGAUUGGGGCGAUUUCGUCGACCAUUCUGCUCAGAUCACCGUCGGUGUCGAUCUCUCCGGCGGCCUCUCCCCUGCCCACCCUUCCCCCAAUUCGCUCGGGACUUCAAAUCCCUCCGUCCAGUCCCCCAAGAUCCAGUGGGCGAAGCCUCAGGGGGCUAUUCCGCUCUCCAUUUUUGGUUUGGAGGAAGACGAGGAGGAGGAGUUGGGAUCCGGCGUAGUCGAUUCUGGUCGCGGAUUUGGUGAAAUUUCGUUUGCCGGGAGAGAGAGCGGUUCGGCAAGGAAUUCCGGUGUUGGGGUUGAGAUUAAUGAUCUCAUCAUAGCGAAUUUGUAUAGUCCGAACCAGCAGAUCAAAGGCGGAACUGGAAGUCCGUUGAAAUCGAACAUGGAGUUCGAUCCUCUGAACUUCAACAAUUCCUUGAAUUUGAAAUCCAAUGGCUCCGAUUUGAAUGUUAAUGGUGUACAUUCUUAUUCGAACCGAACAAAUUUUGAUGGUGAUUCUUUAAAUUUUGAAGUUAAUGGAGUGAAGCCAAAUGGGUUCCAUUCCGACCUGACAAACGUGGCAGAGAGCAUUGAGGAUGAUGGUGAGGAGGUGGACGAUUUUGAUGGAUGGGAAUUUAAGGCUGCAGAGUCAGUAAUGCCGACGGGUGAUGAUCAGAAAUCUAAGGUUGACGGGAAAGGCCAAGAAGGUUUCAAUGGAGUAGCACAGGCAUUUGAAUUCGUAAUCAAUGGACAUAACCAUGGAGGUUCAACUGUUCAAUCAAAUGGAGCUGUUAACAACAUAGAUAAAUGGGACUUUGGUUUUAGUCUUGAUCCAAGUCCUGUGGCUCAACAUGGCACCUUAUCAAAUGCACAAAAUAAAAAUGGUCAGAAUGAUCCAGAUAAUGGUUUUAACCUUUCUCCUAUUGAUCGGAAUGCCAAUACUGACGAACAUGUAUGGGAUUUCAAGGAUGCUUUUUCUGAUGCAUCGGACUAUAAGUUGGAAGAGUCGAAGCCUGUCACCGUUCCUCCUAAUGGUGUAGUGGCACUUGUUUUGAAUGGAAGUGUGGAUAUCUCUUUGUUUGCUGCUGAUGGGAUUUCUCACAAAUCUAGUGAACAACAAAAUUUCAACUUAAAUUUCAAGCCAAAUUGGGGGCAAGAAGACAGGAAGCUUGGAAACCAGGACAGUAACUUCCAUGAUACCGGGAAAGAUUUAAAGACUUCCCCUGUAAAUGAGAAUGAUGAUUUCAAUGAGAAUACUUGGGAUUUCAAGUCUGCAGUUACAGAUUCUGGGUCAAACAAUGAGGGAGAGCCAGGGGAAUCUGUGGCUGGUUUUGAAGCACCUGCUUUUAGUUUUAGCAGUAAUCAGAAGAAUUUGGAAUCAUGGUCCAAUCACCAAAAAGCCUUGCCCUUGUCCAUUUUUGGAGAUGAGGAGCUGGAAACUAAUGAUGAUUUCUCGAUAAAUCAAGAUCCUUCUACCUGUAUAUCUGUCACUCAUGAAGGACAUUAUAGCAAGAAUCCCAGUUCUAAUGUAUCUAUCAAUGAUUUGAUAUCAAGUCUAUAUAGCCAAGCUGAGAAGAAUGGUUCUAUCAAUUAUUCACCAGAAGAAAAUGAUAAUGGGAUCAAUUCAUCAUCAAGGAUGUCCCGUUCUGAUUUAGGCAAUGAUGAUGAUGAUGAUUCCUGGGAAUUUAAGGAUGCAUCACCGGAUAUUAAUGUGCCAGAUCAAAUUUACGUUACUGUUCUUGGAGAUUUACCUAAGCAGUCAUCUACUGGACUACAGUUUGAUUGUUACAUGGAUUUCUAUUACAAAUUAAAUCUUGCUUUGAACCCUGUUGUUCAUGGCCUUCUUGAGAAUUUAAAGAAAGCUCAAAGUAUUGCCUCUCUUUCUGGUGAAGAUGCAAAAUCAAAAGCCAUUUAUGAAGAAAUUCAGAAUUUCAGCGCCGAACUGUCGCAAGAGAACUUGAUAGCUGAGAACGUCUCAUCUGAGUUUCUCCUUCCAAGGGAUAAUUCUUUCAAUGAGCUCUUUGAAAUGUUGCGGGAUCCAAGGUUCCAAAUGCUUGACAAAGAAUAUCAUUUGUCAAAAAGGUUACUAUUGGCAGAAAAUGAUUUGAGAUCAGCUAUUGAGCUCUUGAAACAUGUUGUGUCAACUCUGAAGAUUCUCAAACUUGUAUCUGUGGAGGAGCAAUCUAAUUAUGUUUCCAUAUGGUACCAAAUGGUGUUUGUUUGUUUUCAUGAAUUAAAACACGGUGCCUUGAUUUGGAAGGAAUCCGUACUGAGAAAUGUUGAAAGUUACAUAUUAUCUGAACCUCAAGGAAAACAGUAUAUCUGCGCCCUCAGUGAGAUUUAUAGAGUAGUUCAAGUGCUUUGGGCCACGGUUAAACUUUACAAGCCAUGGAUACUGUUAGGUUAUGUUGAUUCCAGUGGCUUGAUUUCUCUUCUAAAUGAGUGCUCCGCUUUUUGGUCAAGUUCAGGACUCGUUGGAGCUCUCUGCAAGAUAGAUGAUCCUACUGAUUGCAAAGCAGUGUUGGAUUCUAUCGAUUUUAUUCAAAAUCUUGAUGAAUGGGGUCUGAGAAAGCACGUUCUCUCAGGACAACAACCUACUUGUUGUCUAUCACUCAUAAGUGCUGAAUCAAUUCCAGGAUUGGAAUUGGUGGUCUGGAAUGGGGAGAACUACUUUUUGAAGCUUGCAAACUUAUGGGCAAAUCUAAUACGUCGAGAUCCCCCGUUCAUUCGAUACCCAAGUAGUAGGUGAUAAGAGAAUGAAAGCCAUAUUGUGUUUUGUAUAACAUCCUGGAUGGUGUGGCUGGCUGUGGCUGUUGCUAUUUUAUCUGAACAAGGUUCUUCAGGUCUCGUCCCGGCUGGUCAUCCGUGCCAAUGUUCAUUAGGAAAUGCUAGAUGAUCUCGCAUCUUGAGAUGACAGUAAAAAAGGAGAAUCACUUCUGGGUUUUCAAAUUGAUCAAAUAAACCCAUCUGGGGUCUCUUGGGAUCCAGUUUCCAACCCAUACUCCGCCAUUCUUUUGAAGAGCUACAGGCGUAGCGAUUCGAUGAUGUUUCGUAUUUGUAUCAUAUUAUGCCGUCCAGAACUGGAUGGAUUCAGAACACCACCAUACAUAGAGAGAAAUCAUAUUGGAGAUCAUUUUUGUUACAUUAUUAUUUUUUUUCUUGUUAAUCCAUUCGGUUCUUGUUUAAAUGUUAUAUUUCUAGUUCAGAGUCCCAGAAUCAGAACAAUCACUGUUAUUAGUGGAACUUUGUACACUGUAUAUAUAGCUUUUGUUUUUUCCCAGAACCAUUGUGGUAUUUAUAGUCUGUGAAGUCCAUUGUUUUAACAGUUUGUACCAAAAUAUAUUGUGUUACUAUUAGAAUA
Molecule: messenger RNA, 3896 nt
Organism: Momordica charantia (bitter melon)
Lineage: Eukaryota; Viridiplantae; Streptophyta; Magnoliopsida; Cucurbitales; Cucurbitaceae
Source: RefSeq, a predicted model, not a curated record